ACACGCGCCCCUCGAAUCGUGGGAUGGUGUGCGAAAGCCGUGAUCUUUCCUUCUCUAACAUUUGUCGAUCCAGACAUCGCACCAAACCCGGAACAUAACCUCUGUCCUAAUUAUCUUCAACUCGACUCCAUCUCUCUCUCUCUCUCUCUCAUACGCACACUAGAAGAUUCUUGGGUCGAGAUCUCAGUCUUCCUGUCCGUCCGUGUAAACUACUACACAACACAUUGCACCAGACCAAUGCCUGAACUGGGUUAACGGUUGCUGCAUGUUCAAGUCUUGCUGGAGUGAUUAGAUCCCGUGUGGUCGGAGAUCAUGAAGACCUUGUGCGUUGGCACUCUUGUUUCCACUGUCUAUCUGUUCUUGGCCCUUGAGUUCGCUGGUGGAUACUUGAUAGAUAGGGAUGUUGUUGCAAUUGAAGGCGAACCUUCUUCUUCCUCCUCUUCGUCUUCUGCUGCCACUUACAGUAAUGAUCUGAUCAAUGAAGUGAAGAAAGAGUGUUCGAUUACUUUGAAAUCUGCUUCUGAACUGAGAAUUGAAGAUAGCAGAGCUUUUAGUAUUAAGGAAGAGCUGUUUUUUGUGAAUGGGGAUUGGGAACAAGACGUGGGUGAUUCCCCAAUACUGCCAUUUGACGAUCACGAGCUCUCGAGCAACUCGUCGAGGGCUCCUUUGCGCUUGGUCUCGUUCUGGAUCACCGACGUCGAUCGGUCCCACCGGUCGAAGAAAUCGGUCUUCGUGAGCGGGCUCUUGACAAUGGGCAUAACCGUGGACGGCAUGUUUUCGGAGAAGCCCUAUGAGGGAAGCCAUCAGUUGGAGAUAUGGCCGGGCCAUACUCAGCUUUCGAUUUCGUUUCAAGGGGUUUACAGCGAAUCCAAUCAAAAUGGUGGAGAGAGAGUGCUGUGUCUUUUGGGGAACACCAUGUUGCCGUCGAGGGAAUCCGAUCAUGCUAAUCCAUGGCAAUGGGUGAAAAAUUUGAAUUACAACCAGACGCCUCUUUUGCAGGAUGACCGAAUUUUGCUUGUCCUCCGGUACCCUACGACAUUCAGUCUCACACACAGGGUGAUCCAAGGCAGAAUGACGAGCCUUAACCCAAAAUCUAAUGCUAAGCACUUUGAUGAAGUACAUAUUGCAUCGCAGUUGGGCAAGGCGGCUCAUUACGAGUUUGGUUCUGAAAAGAUUGUUGCUAAAUCCUGCAAUCCAUACCCCUACCAAGAUGGGUUUUUGAAUGGCAGCAUUGAAAUCUAUAAGGGUACUGGAUUCUGUAGGAUUCUCGAGGAAUCUAUAGGACAAGCUUUUACCGUUGUGCCGAACUGGAAAUGCAACUCUACUGAUGAUUUUUGUGGCAGGCUGGGUCCUUUUGCGGUGGAUGAGGAGAUUAGGGCUUCAGAUGGCAGUUUUAAGGAUGUCAAACUUUACAUUCAGGAUAUCAAGUGCGAACAAACUUCUGUACAAGAAACAUCCUCUGCGAGAGUUGCUGCUGUGUUCAGAGCUGUUUCUCCUUCGGAGAAUCAGUACACUGCAGAAAGAAGAUCCAGUCCGAGCAAUAUGACUCUCGCUGCCGAGGGAAUUUGGAAGUCUUCGAGUGGUCAGCUGUGCAUGGCUGGAUGUGUAGGGACCGGUGAUUCUGAAGGGAGCGAGUGUAAGUCUCGGAUUUGUCUGUAUAUUCCUACCUCAUUUUCCAUUAAGCAACGAAGCAUUGUGCUUGGGAGCUUCUUUAGCUUAAAGAAUGACAACAUAUCCUUCUUCCCUUUGGCAUUUGAGAAGGUAGUGCAGCCUACGGAGUUAUGGAAUUAUUUCAAGACGGCUAAUCCAUACUAUAGUUACUCGAAAAUCGAUUUGGCUGGUGUUAUCCUUGAAAAGAAUGAACCUUUCAGUUUCAGGUCCGUGAUAAAGAAGUCGCUGUUGCAAUUCCCCAAACUAGAAGAUGCGGAAUCAUACCUAGUCAGUCUCUCUGUUCUAUCAGAAGAUCUCACUCUUCAUGUGUCUGCGCAUCCUGAUCCAUUCCCUAAAUCAAGAUCUCCGAGAGUCGACCUGCAGAUGGAGAUUCUCUCUCUGGGUUCGUUGUUUGGACGCUAUUGGUCUUCACAGAACAGUUCUUCCACAGAAGACAAGGUCCCUUACCGCACUAAGGCAGUAUACACUGAAAGGCAGCUCCUUGUAAAUGUUUCAGCCCAACUUUCUUUUCCAGGAAAGGCUUACAGCAAUUUUUCAGUGAUAUUUUUAGAGGGACUAUAUGACCUGCAUGUCGGGAAGAUGUAUCUUGUUGGUUGCAGAGAUAUCCGUGCCUCAUGGAAAAUAUUAUUUGAAAGUAUGGAUCUCGAAGCUGGGUUAGACUGCUUGAUCGAGGUAGUCAUUUCGUACCCUCCCACCACAGAUCGGUGGCUUGUUGAUCCCACUGCCAAAAUUUCCAUUAGCAGCCAAAGAAAUGAAGAUGAUCCUCUCCAUUUUGAUUCCAUCAAGCUUGAGACCUUCCCGAUAUUGUAUAGGCAACAAAGAGAGGACAUUCUCUCUCGCAGAGGUAUUGAGGGGAUCCUUCGGGUACUGACACUUUCUCUGGCCAUUUCUUGCAUUUUGAGCCAACUCUUCUACAUCGACCAUAAUGUGGACUCUGUAGCUUAUGUCUCGUUGGUUAUGCUUGGUGUACAAGCCGUGGGGUAUAGCCUUCCUUUGAUUACUGGAGCGGAAGCCGUUUUCAAGAGAGCAGCAUCAAAAUCCACGGAAGUUUCUACCUACAAUCUGGAAAGAAGCCAGUGGAUUCAUGUGAUCGAUUAUGCCGUAAAGCUUCUGGUGAUGGUUUCAUUUUUGCUUACUUUGAGACUUCUUCAGAAGGUAUGGAAAUCUCGGAUCAGGCUACUCAUGAGGGCUCCACUGGAACCAUAUCGAGUCCCAAGUGAUAAAAAAGUGCUGCUUACUACCUUGUCCAUACACCUAAUAGGUUACCUUAUAGUUUUGAUAAUUCAUUCUGUAAAAACUAGCCAGGCAUCGCUUCAGACGCAUGUAUACUAUGAUUCUGCUGGCAAUUCGGACACAUCUCCAGUGUGGGAAACCAAAUUGGAAGAGUACGUUGGCCUCGCUCACGACUUUUUCCUUCUCCCUCAAGUUAUUGGCAACUUCUUAUGGCAGAUUGAUAGUCAUCCUCUCAGAAAGCUAUAUUAUGUCGGGAUCACUAUAGUUAGACUCCUCCCUCAUCUAUAUGAUUACACGAGAUCCCCCUCUCCCAAUCCAUACUUUGUGGAUGAAUACGAGUUUGUCAAUCCUAAUUGGGAUUUUUACUCCAAGUUUGGAGAUGUUGCCAUACCUUUGAGUGCUGUUCUACUAGCAAUUGUAGUCUAUAUUCAGCAGAGGUGGGGCUAUGAGAAGCUCAGCCAGAGUCUUAGAUUGGGGCAAUGUAAGCUGCUUCCGUCGAGUUCGAAAGCCUAUGAGAGGUUGCCAUCCAAUCCAACCGAGGCAGAGCUUGUAUCUGGUGUAAAUGGGACUUCCAGGCAUGACAAAGAGAAUGAAGAUGAAGAUUAAAUGGAGACACUUUAGGAAUAAGUAACAAUAGAUGUAAAGUUAGAGAUAACUUUCUCUUCUUUGAAUGGAUAUACUUUUCAUGUCUGAUACCGGCUUUUGAUGGUGUGGGUUUAAAGUGGUUCUUUUUCAAGUAAA
Syzygium oleosum is the source of this 3645-nucleotide messenger RNA. RefSeq lists its product as uncharacterized. Gene Ontology annotation, cellular component: intracellular membrane-bounded organelle. Bases 313 to 3510 code for a protein of 1065 amino acids. The transcript has 2 exons. The record is from RefSeq and is a predicted model, not a curated record. Lineage: Eukaryota; Viridiplantae; Streptophyta; Magnoliopsida; Myrtales; Myrtaceae.